AUGUCCCUCCGACCGACGCCAAAUUUCACCCGCUGGCUCACCCAGCCAACACGCGCAACCACCAUCCUGCGCGCAACGCAAAUACAAAGGCCCGCCCUCCGCCCAUUCUCCCUAACCAGCGCGCGCAGCAACACACGAACCCUACCAACGAAAUAUACCCAACCAUUCCAACGACCCAACCCCCGCUCCAACCAGCACCAGCACCAAUACCAAAAGCGCUUUAAUUCAACCAACAACAGCAACCCCAAUGCGCAAAGACCAGGCCAAGGCCAAGGUCAAGGCCACCAGCAACAACAGGGCAGCAAAGAACCAAGCGGUCUAUCCGCACGCCUGAGAAAGCUCACCCGCGAAUACGGCUGGGCCGCGCUGGGCGUGUAUCUUACACUCAGCGCGCUAGAUUUCCCAUUUUGUUUUGCGGCCGUGCGGUUGCUGGGCGUUGAGCGGAUUGGACAUUUCGAGCACGUUAUUUUGGGCUAUUUGAAGGGGGUUUUCGGUCCGAUUUGGCCUGGUUCUUCUUCAUCCCCAGCCGAGGAAGGCAGUGAGGAGAAGGAGAAGGGGGAGAAAGAAGUCGAGGGAGAUGCCACUCUCGGUGCGGAUGGGACUGCUAUUGUUAGCAAGGCUGAGGAAGCGAGUAUCUGGACCCAACUUGUCUUCGCCUACGCCAUUCACAAGAGUCUUCUCAUCUUCGUGCGUGUUCCGUUGACGGCGGCUGUGACGCCGAAGGUUGUUAAGGUUUUGCGUCGAUGGGGUUGGGACAUUGGGAAGCGGGCGCCGAAGAGCACCUAG
Molecule: messenger RNA, 786 nt
Organism: Penicillium waksmanii
Lineage: Eukaryota; Fungi; Ascomycota; Eurotiomycetes; Eurotiales; Aspergillaceae
Exons: 2
Coding region: 1-786 (261 amino acids)
Cellular component (GO): mitochondrion
Source: RefSeq, a predicted model, not a curated record